Saccoglossus kowalevskii is the source of this 1836-nucleotide messenger RNA. Its product is annotated as iduronate 2-sulfatase-like. Gene Ontology annotation, molecular function: iduronate-2-sulfatase activity. Gene Ontology annotation, cellular component: cytoplasm. The record is from RefSeq and is a predicted model, not a curated record. Lineage: Eukaryota; Metazoa; Hemichordata; Enteropneusta; Harrimaniidae.
AUGCUGAUGAACACAUUGGUAUUUCAACUUUUUCGUUUAGUGGCAUUUUCAACAUGCAUCGCUUUGGUUUCUGCGCUCUUGGACGGUACUACUGGGACUAGGCGAGCUUCAAAGCUCAAUGUUCUGUUCAUAGUAGUUGAUGACCUGAGACCAGCUCUUGGAUGUUAUGACAAUGUGACGCAAUAUUUCACUCCAAACAUUGAUCAGCUGGCUGCCAAUUCUAUCAAGUUUACCAAUGCACAUGUACAGCAAGCAUUAUGUGCACCAAGCCGAGCAUCGUUUCUAACUGGUCGUCGCCCUGACACCACCAGAAUCUAUGAUUUGAAUAGCUAUUGGAGGAGUCUUGGUGGUAACUUUACUACUCUGCCACAACAUUUCAAAGAGAAUGGUUAUUACGCUGCAUCGGUUGGAAAAGUCUUUCAUCCUGGUAUAUCCAGCAACUACACUGAUGACUACCCUUACAGCUGGUCUGUGCCUGCUUUUCAUCCAUCAACACAGAAAUACAAAAUGAAAAAAGUUUGUCCAGGACCCGAUGGUAACCUACAUAUGAAUCUUAUCUGUCCUGUGGAUGUGAAAACCCAACCAGAGGCAUCACUGCCAGAUAUACAAAGCACAGAAUAUGCUAUUGAAUUACUACGCAAUAUCUCACAACAACAACAACAACAAACGAAAGGUAGCCAACCAUUCUUCCUGGCUGUUGGUUACCAUAAACCGCAUAUCCCAUUGAAGUAUCCCAAGGAAUUCCGUGACUUGUAUCCUUUGUCUUCUAUCAAGGCUCCUACGAAUCCGGAUUACCCAAAGAAGUUACCCCAUGUUGCCUGGGAUCCGUGGACAGAUGUGAGGCGGAGGGACGAUAUCAAAGCAUUGAAUGUUAGCUUCCCUUACGGACCAAUGCCAAAACAUUAUCAGUUGUUAAUCAGACAAAGUUACUACGCUUCCACAACAUAUGUUGAUAACUUAGUUGGUUACUUAUUAUCCAGUCUAGAGAAGUAUGGAUUUGCUGAAAAUACUGUCAUAACAUUCGUUGGUGACCAUGGAUGGGCUCUUGGAGAACACCAAGAAUGGGCUAAAUACAGCAAUUUUGAUGUCGCCACCAGAGUACCGCUAUUAAUGUACAUUCCUGGUGUCACUGAUAAGAAAGAUCAAGGUCAUCAGAAAUUCCCACACAUAAAUAUACUGAAACAAUUAAGGUCUGCGAAACUUGAUAACAAUACCACACAGGAAACACGGAGAAAUCGAUACAGUAAUGCAGAGGGCAGUGAAACUGAAGACAUUAAUAUUUUUAAAUCAAAGACCACAGUUACAAUGUUCGAUCAUUCUGAUUUAAAAAGUGGCAGACUUGUUUGUAAUAACCAUGUAGAGCUGGUAGACAUUUUCCCAACUUUAACAGAUAUCUGCGGAAUAACCAUGCCCCCUCUGUGUCCAAAAAAUCCUACAGAGGUCAGGCUGUGUACAGAAGGAAUCAGCCUCUCGCCACUAAUUGAACAAAUUUCCACAAAUGAUACAUUGGCUGAUUUUAAAUGGAAGAAAGCAGUAUUUACACAGUACCCAAGGCCCUCAGAUGAGCCACAAGAAAACAGCGACUCUCCUAUUUUGAAAGAUAUUACAAUCAUGGGGUAUUCCAUGGUGACUGACAAGUAUCGCUACACGGAAUGGAUUGGUUUUAAUAAUGUGCAGUGUCAGGGUAACUGGGACGAUGUGCACGCAAGAGAAUUGUACAAGCUGAGGUCAGACAAGAUGGAAAAUAACAAUGUUGCCAAUGAUGCACAGUAUAAAGAACUUACUCAGAAGUUAGCAAAUUUGUUGAGGAAAGGCUGGAGACAUGCCUUACCAUGA